GUUGAACCAAGUGGAUACUUUUACUACAAAAGAGAUGACUUUGGAAAGUUCGGACAGUGACCUUUCAGAUGAGUCUCUUUCUGAAGAAUUCCACGAGAAUACAACUGAAACGAUGGUGAAUUUACCUCUUUCACACGAAGUAAACCUCGGCGGCCACCGUGCUACUGUUUCUACCAUCGCUAUAGAGCCUUCUGGGGUUCGAAUGGCGACCGGUUCUAACGACACAACUCUUAAACUGUGGGACUUUGCAACAAUGACGAAUAGACUAAAGUAUUUUGCUAGUAUUGAGCCACUUGGGGCUUAUCCUCUACGACUAGCAGAAUUUUCACCAACAGGUUCUAGUAUUCUUGUCAUUGGAGGAAGUUCCCGUGCAAAAUUACUUACCCGUGACGGUGAAGAUAUAUCUGAAACACCUCAAGGAGAUAUGUAUCUCGUAAGUAUGAAAAAUACAAAAGGCCACGUCGCUUCUUUGUUAUAUGGUAACUGGAACCCAACGAGAAACGACAGCUUUGCAACUAGUUCAACAGACGGAACAAUUAGGUUGUGGACUUUGAGUAAAAAAGGUUCUGUGGAACAAGGAAGUAUUCUGACUUUAAAAGCAAAGGACGGAAAGAAAAACACUUGCUCUUCGUUCCGUUUUGCGAACGAUGGGAAAAGGUUGUUUUGUGCUUGCGAAGAUGGUUCGUUGAAAGUAUAUGAGCCGAGUUCAACCCAAGUACGACCGGUCGAAGAAGUCGGUAGCGCACAAAAGUUUCGAGGCACACUGGGUGUGGCGACAGAUCUUCAACUUACGAGAGAUGACUUAACUUUGGUUACUCGUACUACUAACGGUUGCUUGUUUAUGUGGGACUGUCGAAGAUUGGAAGAACCUUUAACCGUGUUUGACGAUUUACCGAACAGCAGUGAUAUGACAUCAUGUGUCUUUUCUCCGAACGGCGAAUAUAUAUGUACAACUACAAGUGACAAUUCAAAAGGAGGCAGCUCUUCCGUUGUUUUCUUCUCCAGAGCUUCUGUAAGUCGCUGUUUUGAUGUUGCCGUAUCUUCCCGAAACGGUGCUGCUGUUGCUGUCUGCUGGUCUCCUGCUCUGAAUCAAAUAUUUUAUGGCUCCACUUCUGGAAGUGUUGUGGGACUUUACUCCCCAGAAACAAGCAAGAAGGGACUCUUAUUGUGUGUAUCCACACCAGAGAAAAGAGAAGAGGGAAGUAUUGCCAAUAUUGGUGCCGGCGAGGUAUUUCUACCCAAUGCGUUACCCAUGUACCAAACCGAGUUUUUACCGAAUGGCCUGCCGAUGACAGAAGCAAACAAGAGGAACAAGAUUCGAAAAGACCCUGUGUUAACAAAGAAGCCAACUGUGCCUUCUGGACCAAGACCGGACUUGGUCGGCAAGACAACGUUAUCCUCCCAUUUUAUGCAGUCACACCUGAAGAAAGCUUGGGCAGAUGAGGAUCCUAGGGAGGCACUUUUGCGUUAUGAGCAAGACGCCAAGUCAAAGCCCGUGUUUACUGGUAGAGCUUAUCAGUACCAAGAUAAGAUAAUUUUAGCUGAUAAGACAGCCGAACAGGAACAAGAAGAACAGUGGGAGAGGUUGAAGAAACGCAAGCUACCUUCGAAUACUUCGUAGCUAGUGUUUCCAGUUCUGCUACUAAUUUUCAAUGUUUUCAGUCCACGCCUUUAUGUAAGAUACUAUCUGACAUUGUAUACUGCGGUUUCAA
Molecule: messenger RNA, 1712 nt
Organism: Galdieria sulphuraria
Lineage: Eukaryota; Rhodophyta; Bangiophyceae; Galdieriales; Galdieriaceae
Product: transducin family protein / WD-40 repeat family protein
Exons: 2
Coding region: 35-1621 (528 amino acids)
Biological process (GO): regulation of DNA double-strand break processing
Cellular component (GO): site of double-strand break; nucleus
Molecular function (GO): protein binding
Source: RefSeq, a predicted model, not a curated record